AAGCUUUAAGUUGUUAGUGAGAGGACAACAAAAUAUGUGUUUUCACUGAUUCGUGUUUGAUCUUUUUGUCUAUGGAGAAACCAGAUUUGCUCUUGCGGAAUGUUGUCCAACUCUAGCAUGAUUAGUGACUUGUGGAAACCUAAUGUUUGUGGAGGUUUCUCUGUACGCCUAGUUGUCCUGGCUCUGUGGAGAUAAAAAGGAAACGGGUGGAUGUGGGAACAUGUGGUUGAACGUCCCAAACUGGACUGAAGUUGAGAUACUUCUGUCAAACACAGGAUGAUUGCAUACGUGGACUGCCUCUCUACCGAACCAGCUGGGAAAUGCUGGAAUAGGACCUACUAUGAGGACGAAGAUGAACUUCUUCCACUUUAUACUCGCAAAUUGAACCUCCAGCACAAGACGGAGGGCAGCCUUCGCCGCAGACUCCUCACCUCCAAAAUUCACCAGCAGCAAGAUGCACUAUGGGCACCCAAACCCUGGGCGAGACCACCAGCUCGAAAGGGCGUCCCACUGCAGGGCCAGCCCAACUACACCUUCAGUCCGUCCUGCCACGACUGGAAAGCGGUGUCCAGUCUAGAUGAGGAGAGCAAGUGGUCGGUGCACUACACAGCCCCCUGGCACCAACAGGAGAAUGUCUUCCUGCCAGGAUCCAGACCAGCCUGCGUCGAGGACCUUCACCGUCAGGCCAAAGUCAACCUGAAAACAGUCCUCAGAGAGUGCGACAAGCUCAGGAAAGAUGGAUUCCACAGUUCCCAGUACUACUCCCAAAGCCCUGCAUUCUCUGCAACCAGCCUUUGUGAAAAUGUACACCUGGAUGAGGAGAAGACGGAGAAGAAAAAGAAGCGGUUUAAAGUCCUAGACUGCCUAUCACAGUCUUGCCUCUCUCUCUGCUGUCAUUUGAGACCUUGGAAAAAAAAGGCUUCAGAGUCACCUAAUGAAGAGGAGAAGCUUGUGUACUCGAUGCCGCCUCAGACCCCUCUGCUGGAGCAUGACCCGGACAUCCAGAGAAGCUGGACCAGCUGUCUACCUUUGCCCACUCCUGAGCAGAAGAUGAGACUACAGGCCCAGUCGGUGGCCACUAAUAUCAUUCCCAUCAACAUUACAGGUGAGAACUUUGACAGUCAGGCCAGCUUCCGUCGCUCCGCAGCAAACACUGAUACCAUGAUACGAAGACCCAAGAGGGUGCAAAGAAGAAAGACAAUAACAGGAGUUAUUGAUAACAUCCAGACUGAACUAGCAAAUAAAGAACAAGAUGACAGUAUUCACUCGAUGUGUAUGGCAGAUCAGUACUCCACCCUCAGUCGAGUGGGCAGCGUAAACUCCACCCUCAGACGCUCAGACACCCGUGACUCCAGCUGCCAAACAGAAGAGGUGAAGAUUGUUCCUCCCUCAGUACGCAGAAUCAGAGCACAAAGAGGCCACGGAAUUGCCGCCCAAAUGGCCAGCGUCUCCUCCUCAAGCAGCAUUUCCACCAUGAGUGACUGUAAUGGAAUUAGCUACACUCAGCUUAAUGACAGUGGUCAGAGCUUUCACAGUUUGCCACGACAAGGUUCUCACAUCCAACAUCAACACUGUGAACCAAAGUACAACAGCUCCCCCUACAGGAUAAAUUAUGGCUCUACAAGCUCCUUGUCCUACCAGUUUGACAUGCAGCAUGGUUCCUCAUCGUCACUGCAUAUGCUGUCCGAUUCCAGAAGCAGUACAUUAAACAGCCCCAAGCUUGCUGAAAAUCCAAAUUACCAAGGCUCUGACCAAAAUAAUAGCCCAAGCUUGUUCAGUCUCAGUGGUGCACUACAGAACUCCAUUCUUUACGGACACAAAAGGACAGAGGAUAACCAGAUGCAAUCACCUCAUUCCUCAGCCCAGUUGCUUAAUACUGCUGAUGCCUUGUUGUCGGCUGUCUCCUCCUGUUACGAAUCCACAACCUCCCUCUGUACCGGGACCCAUACAGAGACUGAGUCCCAGUGCAGCACACUUGAUGGCAGAAACUGCGGCAGUCAUAACUGUGUCCGCAGGGAUUCCAACUUCUCGGAGAGCAGCAAUCAAAGCUGCAGCACUCUAACCACUGACCAGUGGACAUAUGAUGUAUCUUCAAAGGACAAUGUCACCUCAAGUUUCUCCUCACCUGUCAGCCAUAUAUACAACAGUGAGGAACAUUCUCCCAGCAAGACGGACUCAAGCUCAUUGUUCUCUGUUGAAAACGAAGGUUACUACACCUCAAUGCGCCUGGACUCUGGUUUAAAGUCACAUAGUCAUGGCUCCAUCAAUAAAGCAGGAGAUGCAAAGCACAGUUUAUAUGAGUGCAAGGACCACCACAGUCAAGGGGAUAAUGCAAGUCUGCACAGCAACCGCUCCCUGACUCGCAGCAUUUCCCUGCGGAAAGCCAAGAAGCCCCCACUCCCUCCAGCGAGGACUGAUUCAUUAAGGCGCAAACCUCAGAGGAAGCCUUAUCAAAAUGGCUCAGUCCUUAGUGAGCAGUUGAUCUGCAGCCUCCAACAGUCCUUAGAGCUUAACCUAAAAACUCAUAGUGCAUCUUGCUCUGAACAGGCACCCUGCAGUGGGUUUGAAGACCCUUGGGUACUUCGACCCAGAAGCCAGAGCACCACAAGUGCAGCAAGCAGUGGGAUGUCUGCACCAGCUGCUGUUUGUCCGGUCACACCCACACACAGUGAUUGUAGCAGUCAGCGCUCAGACUAUGCAGAGUCGUGGGACUUCUACAUGGAUUACCAAGGUCCACGGUCUGACCAGGAUCUCUCCUCCCAAAUCACAAGAUCUGAUAGUGCUGAGGAGAAUCAAGUAAACAUGGUCAAUGCAUCCUACAACAUCGGAUUUCCAUCGUCCCACUGCAACAGUAGUGGGAUUCAGUCAAAACUGGCCUCAUCACCUGACAAGGUUCAUCGUCUGACAUCACCAUCAAGUGGUUAUUCAAGUCAGUCCAACACUCCAACUGCAGGCACCCCAGUUACUUCUCUAAUAAGAGCAAAAUCUCCUGCAGGGAGGCCAAAACCAAAAGUGCCCGAAAGAAAGUCCUCCCUGCGGUCUUCUGUGUCGUCCUCCUCUACAUCUUUGUCCUCUAACACCUCAGAUUCCAUCAGAAACAUACCGCUACCUCCACCUCUACCUGAUAUGACCAUUACAUCAUGUGGAUCAACCAGCCCCACUUACUGCUCUCCAACAGCAGCUAUGGUAGACUCAGCCUCACCUCUUCCUCUUCUACCUGACUUGGAAGAGAGACAUAAUUCACUUUCAGAUUCAUCCACAACAUCUGAAAAGUGUGCCUGUAUUGAUUUCCCCCCUCCCCCACCAAAGGUUUUUGAAUCUCUGUCAAGAAAUGAAGGUACAAAUAGUCCUCCACCUCCUUCACUUCUUCCUCCCAAACCUUCACUGUUCAUUCCAUCUCCUCCUCCUCCACCUCCUCCAUCAUUACCGGAGAUGAGUCUUCAGACAGCAGCCAUUUUGAACACAGAGAGUUGUCUUACACCUAAGAAGGCUGUGGAAAUUGAAAAAGCACUAAACAUCAACCACACUGGAGAGCAAGAAAAGACUCAGAGACCAAUAAUUACUGCCCAAGCUCUUCAGAUGGUGCAGCUACGACCUGUCAAGUUCAAGCAAAUAGAAGAUAUUUUUACAGCAGUCAGUUUUGAUGAUUUUGAUGACCAAGCACACAACCAUUUUCAAACAAACUCAGGAAAGUCCCUGGAAAGUGAGACUACAGCGCAAACAGUGAAUGCUAUCUGUGUUAGUCAGUCCGAAAAUGGCACGGAUACAUCUGAACAUGAAUAUUUAGUGAACAAAUUUAUACAAGAUUUUCCUGAGGCAUCAACUGGUUCUUUACCUCCUGGCCCAGAUGAACAUGUCAGCAAUACUGGGCAGAAUGUUUCAGUGCAACUUUCUGAGACAUCUCCAGUUUUAUCUUCCCAUGAGCUUCUGCAAUGCACAAACUCCUCAGCUUCUCCUCAAAGUUCUCAGCUGAAACAGAAGCCUCCUAUAUCACCUAAGAAGCCCAAUCUUUCCCUUAUUAUACCACCCAUCAUGCACCUACCUGUCUCUAAUGGACUCAAGCUUCAACAGGUUCAUGAUGCAGAAAAGACACUUGAGUCAGGGCAAAUGAAUGGCACAACCUUGACAAACACAGUUAAUUUGCAAGCAAUUUCUUUAGACUUUGAGGUGAAGGAGGAGAGUGACUCAGACUCUUCAACCCCUGUGGUCAAAAGCAGACUGUCUCUCAGCAGUGAGUUGUCAUCAAGCAGUCUGCAAGAGCUGAAACUCUCUGAUCUCAUUCUUAAUGAGCAUGACCUCGGCCUGAGUGACAAAGACUUUGGACUCUGUGAUGAUAAAAGUACAUCAGAUGAUGGUUCAAGCAGCAGCUCUGGAUCCAUCAGCUUUAAAGAGGAUGAACAUGAGGAAAAUGGUGCCGUGUUUGACUCGAGCACUGAAAGCGCAUCUAGCGCUAACACUAACGGAGAGGCUGUGGAGGAGAUGGUGACGCCUGUCCGUCCCCGUACUACAGAGGACCUCUUUGCUGCCAUUCAUAGUCUACGUAGACAGAACAUGAACAUCCAAUUACAGGUGGGGAUUGGACUGGCAAGUAAUCAAGUCAUUGGCUGGUGUUGUCUCCCUGUAGUUUGGCUAGGGUCAGAUUACACCCAUAAUCCAGUAGCUCCAGUAAGAAUUGAUUAUCCUCUUUUUUGCCCUCUCUAAUCCCCAAGCUCUGCUUCACAGUGUUUGUAUUGUGGUGUCACACCUUUAGUUAGGUUAAAAGUUAAAUGGACUGUGUAUUUCAACCAACCUGAAAGUAAGCAAACACAGAGCUGGGAAGAUUAUUCUGGUAUGACUGUCAUAGUGUUUUAGGACAGAACUAAAAAGCACAUGAUGCACUGUUAUUCUUAGAAGUUUUGUCAUUAUUAAUUUCUGUGAAUCAAAGUUUAAUGCCUAGAAAGAGCUAACAUCCAAGUGCUCCGAUUAUACAGCCUUAAGGGAACAUGAUGUCCUGAAUCUUAAGGAAACAUGGCGUGUUGUAGCCAUUUAAGAAUGUGUAUUUUUAGUUUAUAUUAUUUAUGUUUAAAUAUUAUUUGUUUGUGUUUUGUUUUGUUCAAUUUGUUAAUUAAGAAAGAAAAUUGUAAACGUCAUACGGACGGCAGUACGCCGGAAGAAAGGAAGUGGGUCAGACAUAAUUUUUUGACCACUUCAUACGUUUUUGUUUGUAGAAUCCCUUUUUUGGAACGAGUUUCGUUUGGUAUAAUUUGUAUCUUAAUUGUAAUUUGUUUUUUGUUGGUCAGUUAUUUACCUAAAUAAACAAGAAGAAGGAAUAAACGUUUCGUGGAAUGAAGUGCGUUCAAGACAAAGCCCGCUACCAUGCUUCUGCGGCCAAAACAAAGGCCAAAACAAGGCGAUAGAUGUGGAAGUAUUUAAAUGCAAAGUUAUUUUCUAAGGGUAUAGCAGAAUACAAAAAGUAUUUAUCAUAACUCAUACAAGAUAAUAAAAGCAAUAAAGUAGUAGUAUCUAGUUCUGUCGUAUCUAGUAGACAGUAGUAGUAUCUUUCUUUUUAAUCUUUAAAUAUGAAAAGCACAAUUUCUAUCAUCUGAAUUGUGAAAAUGACUGUUUUCAAACAGGUCUCCCAAGUACUCCCUCUAUCUGCCAUUGGAUGAACAUCUAAUAGUCCCGCCCCCUAAA
Messenger RNA from Sinocyclocheilus rhinocerous, 5673 nucleotides. It is a transcript of the gene nhsl1a, whose product is annotated as NHS-like 1a. Gene Ontology annotation, biological process: cell differentiation. The coding region runs from base 277 to 4701 and encodes 1474 amino acids. The record is from RefSeq and is a predicted model, not a curated record. The transcript is spliced from 9 exons. NCBI's taxonomy places the organism in Eukaryota, Metazoa, Chordata, Actinopteri, Cypriniformes, Cyprinidae.